AGCAGUUUACGCCACUUUAGCGGGAGAAUUCGUCUCUGAAGAGUUGUGUAUCAUUGUUUUCUUGUAACUAACUGUAAAGCAGAGGCUUGCUUGACUAAACAGACAGGAUGCGUCGCUCAGGGGCCCCCAGCCAGGUCUUUGGUAACAUGGCGAAGAAGCCCCGGUUCGUCCCUCCUGGAGCCUCCCUUGCUGGUCCUCCUGAUCCCCCUGUGGGUACUCUGCUUGAACCGGAGCCUCUGGCCCCUAAACUCUCCCCGGGGAACGUGCUCUACAAGGUCCAGAGGAGCCUCUCAGCCCCUGCACCGCCCCUUGCCCUGCCUGUGAAGGCCUUCAGCCUGGCUAGGAGCAGCCCCCAAGCCCCAGGCCUGUCCAGAGCUCUAGCCAGGGUGCUAGGUGCAGCAGACAGUAAGAAGAACGAGCUAGAGCCUGAAGACACUUCCUUUACAGAGGAGAACACUGGAGACCCAGCUGAUUUCAGAUGUUCCUCACAGAGUCCGGCAGGAGGCUGGGGUCCAGUUGGGGUCGGGGCAGGGUCUGGUAGCAGUGCUGGUUCUGACGGGCCGCGGUACUUCAGUGUGAUGUGGUGUAAGGCCAGUGGGAGGAAACACAAACGCUGGCAGGGAGACGCUGUCCUGGUGACACGAGGGCGCACCGCCACGCUUAAAGACAUGGAGGGCAAGGACAUCGGCAAGGGUAGUGGCUAUAAGGUAUCAGAGCUGGCAUCGCUGGGUGAAGGAGAGACCUUGAUGAUAGGAGCUAAACAGGUGGAGGUGAUGGGACUCAUAUCAGAGCUGGACUACAAUAAGGGCCGCUGUUUCCUUGACGUCCAUGUGGAGAAGGAGGAGCCUAAGAUAUCAGCUCCUCCCGCCUCACGAUGCCCAGCUUCCAAACCGUUCUGCCGUCCGACGCUAUUGGGCGGAGAGACUGGUAGGGGAGUGGCCAAGCCUCAGGAGGAGGGGCCCUGUAAACCACGCCAUGACCCUCUAGCACCAGGAGCCAUUGUCAUGCCCCGGCCCUCAACCAAUCACCAGUGGACAUAUAACAAGGCAGGCCUCCCACUGGUGGACGUGGUGGUUGACCCCUACUUGACCGCUCACCUCCGACCCCACCAGCGAGACGGUCUGCAGUUCCUCUACGAGUGUGUCAUGGGGAUGAGGGCUACAUGUAGGUACGGUGCUAUCCUGGCAGAUGAGAUGGGUCUGGGUAAGACCCUCCAGAGCGUGGCUUUGACAUGGACGCUGCUAAAGCAGGGCCCAUACGGCGGGAAGCCGGUUGCUAAGCUUGUGCUGGUGGUUGCCCCUGGCAGCCUGGUGCAGAACUGGGGGGCGGAGUUUAAGAAGUGGCUUGGCCGUGAGAGGAUCAACGUCUAUACUGUUAACCAGGACCACAGGGUGGAGCUGUUUGCAGCGUCUCCUCUCCACAGUGUAUUAGUGAUCAGCUAUGAGAUGCUGCUUCGCUCUGGAAGUGGUGAGUUGGUACAGAAGCUGGAGUUUGGGCUGGUGAUCUGUGAUGAGGGUCACAGGUUGAAGAACAGCAGCAUCAAGACUUCCUCUGCCCUCAGCGGUCUCAGCUGUACACGCAGAGUUAUUCUGACAGGUACUCCUGUCCAGAAUGACCUGCAGGAGUUCUAUUCCAUCAUAGAGUUUGUGAACCCGGGAAUUCUGGGGUCGUCUGCUGCCUACAGGAAGGUGUACGAGGAGCCAAUCCUCCGCUCCCGACAGCCCAUCUGCACUGAGGAGGAGAGAGAUUUGGGGGAGGAGCGAGCAGCUGAGCUCUCUCGUCUGACUGGUCUGUUUAUUCUGAGGCGGACCCAAGAGAUCAUCAACCGCUACCUGCCGCCUCGUCUUGAUUGGACAGUGUUCUGUAGCCCCUCCCCCUUGCAGCGGGAGCUGUACCAGGCUCUCCUCUCGCACCGUGUCAUCCGAGCCUGUCUACAGGGGUCGACACAGACUCACACACACCUCGCCUGCAUCACCGCCCUGAAAAAGCUCUGCAACCACCCAGGACUGCUCUACUCCACUGUACAGGAGCGGUCUGAUGGCGGCUCAGCAGAGGGUUCUCUGUAUGAAGGGCUAAGAGGUGUCUUUCCAGAGUCUUACUCUUCUGGGGGCUUCAGUGCAGCUGACUCAGGGAAACUACUGGUCCUGUCUGACCUACUGACCACUAUUCACCACCUCAGCCCUACUGACAGGGUGGUGUUGGUGUCCAACUACACUCAGACGUUAGACCUGAUCCAGGACCUGUGUGUCCACCUGGGCUACACCUACUGUCGCCUGGACGGCAACACCCCCACCAUCCAGAGACAGCGAUUGGUGGACAACUUCAACAGCCCUCACUCCGCCCACUUCCUCUUCCUCCUGAGUUCUAAAGCCGGAGGGGUGGGGCUUAACCUGAUCGGGGCCUCCCACCUGGUCCUAUACGACAUCGACUGGAACCCUGCCAACGAUAUACAGGCAAUGUCACGAGUGUGGAGAGACGGACAGAAGAAGACUGUUCACAUCUACCGCCUGCUCACUGCAGGUACCAUAGAGGAGCGUAUCUUCCAGAGGCAGGUGUCCAAACAGGGGCUUUCUGGGACAGUGGUGGACUUGGGGAAAGGGGCGGAGCACACCAGCUUCUCCUCCAAUGAGCUGCGAGAUCUCUUCAGCCUGACGGACACACCCUGUCUCACUCACGACCUGCUACACUGCAGCUGCAGUAUGGACGGAUCAGCCCCGGAAGAAGGAAAGGAUGAGGCACCUGCGUCUGAUAGGUCGUGCCGGCUGGGUCGUCAAGGUGACCGUGGUGGGGCGGGGCGGGGCAGAAGCAUCUGAGCAUGUCAGAACUGAUGCAGUGGAGACACUUCGCAGGGGACACACACACCUUCAGAGAUGCUUACCUGGACCAUGCACGAACCCACAUCUCCUUCGCCUUCCAGUCCACCAUCUCACACACCACUCAGUAACACACACACACUCAGUAACACACAAGAAGUGUCCCUUUCUGAGAAACAUUGGACUAUGUUAUUCUUUCUUUAUAUUCUCUACUGUUUUUACAGUUUGAUAGAAGAGAACGUGUAAAUUACGGAAUAAACUGCUACAUUAUA
Molecule: messenger RNA, 3085 nt
Organism: Oncorhynchus gorbuscha (pink salmon)
Lineage: Eukaryota; Metazoa; Chordata; Actinopteri; Salmoniformes; Salmonidae
Product: DNA repair and recombination protein RAD54B-like
Exons: 15
Coding region: 108-2813 (901 amino acids)
Biological process (GO): reciprocal meiotic recombination; double-strand break repair via homologous recombination
Cellular component (GO): nucleus
Molecular function (GO): ATP binding; DNA translocase activity; ATP-dependent chromatin remodeler activity
Source: RefSeq, a predicted model, not a curated record